AGAGAAACUGCUAAAAUGAUAAUGGUGCAACAUUUGGUGGCCGCCACGGCGCACAAUUUUGCGACGGCGGCGAUCUCCUCCUCCUCAUCAUCUAUCUCCAGCUCCAGUUCCAGCUCGAGCUCAUCAUCAUCAUCGUCAUCGUCGUUAUCAUCGUCGUCAUCGUCAUCAUUAUCAACAUCCUCGCUGUUGUCGCUCUCAUCCGCCUGCUCCACAUCGUCCUCGGCUUCGGCGUCGGCCUCUCCGGCGGCAUCGCCAACAGCGGCAGCAUGUGCCACGCCCACGCCAACACCAACGCCCACGCCAGUUGAUUCGCCGACAUCACCAGCAACCGGCAAGGAUGCCGAGGACGAAGAUGCCACAACGGCAACAGCAGCAGCAACAACAACGACAACAACAGCAACAACAAAACCAACAACAACAACUGCAACUGCAACAGCAAUCGAAGGUGCCAUAGUUGAAGUCGAAGAUGCAACCAAGUCAGAGGAGCAGCAGCAGCAACAAAGUCCCAGACCGGCACCCUGUAUAAGUCCAGCUGCAAAAGCAGGCGAAGAUGAGCCACAAAGCGACAGAGAAAAAAUGGAGGAGAAAGGCAAGGAAGAGUUGAAGGAGGAGGAGCCAGAGGUUGAGGAGGUGGAGGAGGAUUCGGAGAGCAUUGCAACAGAUUGCCGCGAGUUCAAAGUGCUCUACAAUCACCUGCGACAGCAGCAACAUCAGCAGCAACAGCAACCUCCACAGCAGCUGCAACAAUCCGAGCCAGAUAAAACCCGCAGCACCCUCGACGAUGUCUCCAAGAUACUUUGGGAGCGCAAGCAGCAAUUGCAGCGCAGCAGCGUCAUCACCAGCAGCAACGAGUUGCAACAACAGCAGCAUCAGCAACAGCAACAGAUGAGCGACAUUGAGGACGAGGAGACGCUCGAGGAGGAUGUCGAUGCGGACAUCGAGGCGGAUGCCGACGAUGAGGAACUGCUCGAGUUGCAAUAUCAAAACGGUUACGACUCCCCACUCGAUCUCUCGCUGAAUAGCUGUGCAACAGCAGCAACUGCCGCCGCCUCAGCAGCAGGCGGACCAGGGGUUGGUGCAACGGGCAGCAGUCGGCGACGUGGACACAGCUCCUACUCCGGCUCGGAAUCCGAUGAGGAUUCGGCGACGCAAUGCGAACGGGCGAGAAUGCGACUGAAGCCGGCGGAACGCUCGGCGGCCUACAAGAAGAGCUUAAUGAAGCGCUACUAUACUGAAAUUCCUAUUGUCAAACAAUCAACCAGUCCGUCACCUCACCAGCAACAGCAACAGCAACAGCAGCACCAACAACUGCAACAGCACCUGCAGCAGAAUCAACAACAACAACAGCAACAACAACAGCAGCAGCAACAACAGCAGCAGCAACAGCAACAAUCUUUUGGCGGUGCCACAACUCUGUUGCACAUCAAGACCGAACAGAAUGCGCUCUUAACGCCACUGCAGCAGAAUCAGCAGCAACAACAGCAGCAACAACAACACAGCAACAAUGUGCAUCAACAGCAGCAGCAGCAGCAGCAACAACCUUUGGCCAUACCACAUCGGCCAUUACUGCAUAAUUUACUCAGCGGCGGCGCAAUUCACAAUCCACAUCACAGAAACUACACGACGGCCACAACAGGUUCAUUUCCGCCCAGUCCGGCGGAUAGCGGUGUGUCCGAUGUAGACAGCUCCAGUUCCGGCGGCCAGCCAUGCGCCGACGAAUUGAAGGCACGCCUGGGCAUGCCCACAUCUGCCACAACAACUGCUGCAGCUGGCGCCGUCGGAUCAGGAUCAGGCGCAGCAGCAUCGGCAGCAUCGGUUGCGGCUGCAGCAGCAGCGGCCACCCACUCAGCGGCGGCAGCAGCAGCGGCGGCGGCAGCGGCACACCUGCACACGGGCACAUUUCUGCAUCCGAAUUUAUAUCAGAAUAAUGCGGCGAAUUCGUUGCGGAACAUAUGGAAUCGCAGUGUUGGGGUGCCCGACAAUUACUAUGGCAACAGCGGGUCUGGCGGCGUUAAUCCUGUCACGCCUGGCGCUCCCAGCUAUCUGACAACGUCCUACUUCAAUGCGCCAACGUCGGCGUCCUCACAGCGAAAUUCAGGUGCCAACAAUGGCUUUGGCACCCAUCAGCAUCAUUCCCUGCAACAUCAGCAGCAGCAGCAGCAGCAGCAGCAUGCGCCGCAGCAGCAACAAUUGUCACACCACCAGCAACAGUUGCACCUCCAGCAGCAGCAGCAGCAGCAACAGCAGCAACAGCAGCAGCAACAACAGCAUCCGCAGUCGCAACUGCCGCAUCAGUUGCAUGCCACAGGACAGCAUACGCAUUCCACAAUUGCCAAUGCGGCAGCAGCGGCGGCAGCAGCAGCUGCAGCAGCCGCAUCUGUUGUCAGCAGCAGCAGCGCUGUGGCAGCGGCCACAAUGCUCAGUUCCGGCGGCGGUGGCACGCAGAGCGUUAUACAGCAGCCGGCAACGUCGAGCAGCGUUAACUAUGAUCUCUCUUAUAUGCUGGAGCUGGGCGGCUUUCAGCAGCGCAAGGCGAAAAAGCCACGCAAACCCAAACUGGAGAUGGGCGUCAAGCGGCGCAGCCGGGAGGGAUCCACCACAUAUCUGUGGGAAUUCCUGCUCAAGCUGUUGCAGGAUCGCGAGUAUUGUCCGCGCUUCAUCAAGUGGACGAACCGUGAGAAGGGCGUCUUCAAGCUGGUCGACUCCAAGGCGGUCUCUCGCCUGUGGGGCAUGCACAAGAAUAAGCCCGACAUGAACUAUGAGACAAUGGGCCGUGCCCUGAGAUAUUAUUAUCAGCGUGGCAUCCUCGCCAAGGUGGAUGGUCAGCGGCUGGUCUAUCAGUUUGUCGAUGUGCCCAAGGAUAUUGUUGAGAUCGAUUGCAAUGGCGUAUGAGAGUGAGAUAGCAGCAAAUCGAAAGAGAGCGAGUGAGACAGAGAGAGAAAGGGAGAGAGAGAGAGAGAGAGAGCAUGUAAAUAGGACGUGUAACCUUACAGAAUCGGAAAUGGAAUCGGUGGCAAUAGAAUUGGGAGCUGAAACCGGCUAGCGGCAAUAGUAGAAAUAUAUACAUAUAUAUAGAGAAGCAUCCAAACUAUAUACAUACACCC
This is a messenger RNA of Drosophila grimshawi, 3104 nucleotides long. RefSeq names its product ecdysone-induced protein 74EF (gene Eip74EF). Gene Ontology annotation, molecular function: DNA-binding transcription factor activity, RNA polymerase II-specific; sequence-specific DNA binding. Gene Ontology annotation, cellular component: nucleus. The coding region runs from base 16 to 2892 and encodes 958 amino acids. Gene Ontology annotation, biological process: regulation of transcription by RNA polymerase II; cell differentiation. The record is from RefSeq and is a predicted model, not a curated record. The transcript is spliced from 5 exons. Lineage: Eukaryota; Metazoa; Arthropoda; Insecta; Diptera; Drosophilidae.